This is a messenger RNA of Quercus lobata, 1401 nucleotides long. RefSeq lists its product as uncharacterized. The record is from RefSeq and is a predicted model, not a curated record. Gene Ontology annotation, molecular function: RNA-DNA hybrid ribonuclease activity; nucleic acid binding. NCBI's taxonomy places the organism in Eukaryota, Viridiplantae, Streptophyta, Magnoliopsida, Fagales, Fagaceae. The transcript has a single exon. The coding region runs from base 1 to 1401 and encodes 466 amino acids.
AUGGGCUCACCCAAAACCGUCAAGGAUGCACAAAAACUCACAGGAAGGAUAGCAGCUUUAAACAGGUUCGUCUCUAGGGCCACAGACAAAUGCUUGCCCUUCUUUAAAACCCUGAAGCAGGCUUUUGCUUGGACCGACGAGUGUGAAGCGGCGUUCCAAGAGUUGAAGCAAUACCUGAGCAGUCCACCUCUCCUAAGCCCGUCCAAGGAAGGAGAAAACCUAUACCUGUACCUGGCGGUGUCAGCCUCGGCAGUAAGUGCAGCUUUGAUUAGAGAAGAAGGCAAGAAGCAACUCCCGGUUUACUACGUCAGCCAAGCCUUUCAAGGAGCUGAGUUCAUAUACCCAAGGAUCGAAAAAAUUGUGUUUCCACUAAUAGUAGCCUCGCGCAAGCUCAGGCAAUAUUUCCAGUCGAAUCCUAUCCUUGUGAUGACGGAUCAACCAAUCGAGAAAUCAAUGAACAAACCAGAAGCAGCAGGGAGAAUGGUCCAGUGGGCGAUUGAACUUAGCCAAUUUGACAUCGAGUACCAUCCAAGAACAACUAUCAAGGCGCAAGCUCUGGCCGACUUCAUCGCUGAAUUCACUCUUCCAGACGAAGAUGGAAUUACUGACGGAGUUGAUAAAUGGACAAUACAGACAGAUGGUUCGUCAGCCCGAAAGAAGGGGGGAGUAGGGGUCGUCAUAACCACCCCCGACGGAGAAGUGAUGAAAUAUGGGGUUCAACUAAAAUUUCCAGCCAUCAAUAACGAAGCCGAGUACGAAGGAAUAUUGACGGGUCUGAGGCUUGGGAAAGCUCUUGGUGCCAGAAACUUGUUGAUCCAGAGUGAUUCAAAGCUGGUAAUCAGACAGAUCAGUGGAGAGUACGAGGCAAAGGAAGAAAGGAUGCAGAAAUACCUAAAACUGACAAGGCAGUUAACUCAAGAGUUCGACAUAGUGGAGUUCGUACAGAUCCCAAGAAGCCAGAAUAUUGGGGCCGACGAAGUAUCAAAGCUAGCGUCAUCAGAAGAAGGAAGGACGAGCAUGGACUUGGCAAUAGAGGUCCAUAAACAUCCUAGUAUUGAAGAGGUUGCGGUGUUCACCAUCCAGAGCACAGACACCUGGAUGACGCCCAUAAUAUCCUUCCUCCAGCAUGGGCACCUACCUCAGAACACUGACGAAGCUAGAAAGAUCAAGAAGAGAGCAACCAGGUUCACAAUCCUGAAUGACGUCUUGUAUAAGAGAGGCUUCUCUAUGCCUUAUUUAAAGUGCGUCGACGAGGAAGAGGCCAAAUACAUCCUAGAAGAAGUACACGGAGGAAUCUGUGGCGACCAUACCGACUCCAGAUCCCUGGUCAACAAGGUGAUAAGAGUAGGGUAUUUUUGGCCAACCAUGCAGGUGGACGCUGCUGAUAUCGUCAAAAGGUGA